Molecule: messenger RNA, 1255 nt
Organism: Myotis lucifugus (little brown bat)
Lineage: Eukaryota; Metazoa; Chordata; Mammalia; Chiroptera; Vespertilionidae
Product: dehydrogenase/reductase SDR family member 2, mitochondrial-like
Exons: 9
Coding region: 224-1078 (284 amino acids)
Molecular function (GO): carbonyl reductase (NADPH) activity
Source: RefSeq, a predicted model, not a curated record
GAUCCAGAAAGAGAAAGGAGAGAGACAAAAUAGCGGCUGUAUAGACGGACGUGUCCUGAGCCUUGUCCCGGAGCAGAUAGGGUGAGCAGCUGAAACGAGUAACAUCCAGCCCGAAUUGGUGAAGGAGACUCAGCUGGGAGACGGUUUGUAGCCGGGAAGGGCGGAGGACCCCUGGAGAAAGGUUCUUCCCCAGCUUUGAGUCCAGGAGGCCGGAGGCCAGACAAUGACUAGCAUGUUCAGGGCCACGUCUUGGGCCUUUAAGGGUCUUCAAUGCUCCUCAGUCCUUCUCUCAGCAAGAAUGAGCAGCAAAACAGCAGAUAGAAGCCGUCCACUGGCUGGGAAAGUAGCUGUGGUCACUGGGUCCACAAGCGGGAUUGGCUUCGCCAUCGCCCGGCGUCUGGCCCAGGACGGGGCCCAUGUGGUGGUCAGCAGCCGGAAGCAGCAGAACGUGGACCAGGCACUGGCAGCGCUGCAGGGGGAGGGGCUGAGCAUGUCUGGCACCGUGUGCCAUGUGGGGAAGGCUGAGGACCGAGACCGGCUGGUGGCCACGGCCCUGAGACAUUCUGGGAAUGUUGACUUCCUGGUGUGUGUGGCAGGAGUCAAUCCCUCCGUGGGAAGUACCUUGGGGAGCAGUGAGGAGGUCUGGGACAAGAUAUUGAAUGUCAAUGUGAAGGCCCCAGCCCUGCUGCUGAGCCAGCUGCUGCCCCACAUGGAGAACAGGGGGGGAAGCUCUGUGGUUCUGGUCUCCUCAAUUGGGGCAUACUUACCUGAAGCUAGGCUAGGGGCCUACGGUGUCAGUAAAGCAGCCAUUCUGGGACUCACCAAGACCCUGUCAUUGGAGCUGGCACCAAAGGAUAUCCGGGUGAACUGCCUAGUUCCAGGAGUAAUUGACACAGCCUUCAGCAAAAUGCUGUUUGAGGAUCCAGACUUUUGGAACCAUAUGAAGGGACGCCAUGGAAUACAGAGAGUGGGUCAGCCUGAGGACUGUUCGGGGCUGGUGUCCUUCCUCUGCUCUCCAGAUGCCAGCUACAUCACCGGUGAGAGCAUUGUGGUGGCCGGCUUCUCACCCCGCCUCUGAAGGACAUGAGCUCAGAGCUCGGGCUUGCCUCUCAUUGUAGAAGCGCCCUGUGGCUCUGGGGCCACCAUGUUGGGACACCUCUAUACAUGAUGAGCCUGUGCUUCAAAUACACACUUUAAGUUCAACAUAAUCAGAGUAUGAAACAAUAAAGAACAUCAGAAAAGAAAGUUUACAGCA